Molecule: messenger RNA, 1099 nt
Organism: Dermacentor albipictus
Lineage: Eukaryota; Metazoa; Arthropoda; Arachnida; Ixodida; Ixodidae
Source: RefSeq, a predicted model, not a curated record
CGCAAAAGCCGUCUGCGGAGUUGUGUUGGCGCCUUUUUCUUCGCGCGCAAUGCAUUGUGGUGCGAGAGUUCCGCCGACUUCGACGCGCGAAUGGCUCCGGAGCCAAAUCGGCGCCGGGCCCGUCGGGGCGCGUUGGAAGCCGCCGGCUACGUUAGCUGCGCCGGUGCGCCCGACUAUAGACCAGAACACGCCAGUCUCGCACCCAGACUAACCGAACGCAUACUCUCGCACCCGGGUUGCCCGGUCGACCGGCGCCGUUUUGUACUGGGCUGCCAAAGUGUGUUCGCCGGCGACCAGUAGACAUGGCAAGCGCCAGCUCUAGGGCUCCAAAGUGUGGAAAUGUGCCCGUUCACACGGAUCGAAAGCAGAAGAAGUCAUCUGGGCAUCAUUGCGUCGUGUUUGGAUGCCAAAACAACCAGCGGAAAAGGAGCAGGUUGCUUAGCGCUGUUUGCGAAGAGCACAACACACGUAGGGAAUCGUGCCGGUGCGGUGUUUUCAUCCUGCGCCGAUUUCCAUCCGCAACGAAGAAUGCCAAGCUGCGCCACGGGUGGAUAGCUGCAGUGAAUAGGAAGAACUACCAACCCAGUGAAAAUGCACGAGUUUGCUCCGAGCACUUUCUGGGCAACAAGCCACUAGAGCAGAAUCCCGCGCCGGUGCUUCGCCUUGGCUAUAACAAAAAGGUGGUGAAGGGCAGGCGUCUGCUAACCAGGCAGUCAAACGACCUCGCCAGUUGGUUGCCAAACGCGGCCAACCCAGUAGAGACCAUGACAAACGAGACCAAACUGAAAGUGCAGAUGACAGUGUUCUGCGUGCUUUAAUAAUAUACGACACCACCACAGUGCUGUAAAUUCCUUCACAGGUUACGUGCCAAAAAGCUCACACGUGUUCUAGCAUAUAGCGCGCGGUUUGUACAAACGUAAUAGCGUACCUACCCGAUGUAUUCGCUUCUGCAGUCUGCACACCACUCAGUGUGGCCAUUGCGGACUUGCAUGAGGUCUUGAAGUUUGAUUGAAUCCAGACAGCGAAAAUGACAGGUUAGAAAAAACGCGAAACACGCCUUCCGCCCAGCUAAAAAGCCCAAGUUUCGCUUUCGCGCCGG